GCGACAAGGAGGAUCUGGAGAUUCAUACUUGGAAUGGGAAGAGUGAUCCGGACAAUCCGUAUGUGCACUGCCAUUCUGGAGGCACUACUACCCCGAGACUAAUCAGUGUAGAUUCAACUGGACUCCCGCCUACAAGUGGACAUUGACCGUCACCGUGUGCUUCAUGUAUGCUUCCUCCCCCCUCCGACUUUUUCCAACGACACAAGCUAAUCGACCAUUCCUCUCAGCUCCAUCUUAACGGGUAUCCCGGCCGGCUCCUAUGGCUCGGGCAACGACUACAUGGAACAGCGCUUCCACGUGCAAAACACCCCGUUUCCGAACCUCUACUGGGCGACGACCUCGUGGAACAUGGGGGCCGCCUUCUGGCCGCUGAUCUUCGUGCCGCUGACCGAGGCCUCCGGACGGAUGCCGGGGUACUUUGUCGCGUACGUCCUGCUGAUCAUCUCGCUGUUCCCGUCGGCGUUUGCGCAGAACUACGCGACCCUGGUGGUGACGCGCUUCUUCGGGGGCGGGGCCUCCUCGGUCUCGAUCAACAUUGUGGGCGGCAGCAUCAGCGACGUCUGGUAUGGGGACCAGGCGCGCAGUCUGCCCAUGUCGCUGUUUGGGCUGACGAGUGUGAUUGGGAUUGCGCUGGGGCCGUUUAUUGGGUCGGCGAUUGUGCAGAUUCAUAAGGAGGAUCCAUGGCGGUGGUAUGUGAUUUCCCCCUUCCUUUAUGAUGGGCUUGGCCGAAAAUUGACAACAAGCUCUCUUGGAAGGAUUUUCUACAUCCAAAUCAUCUACCUCACCGGUCUCCUCCCCCUCUUCUGGUUCAUCCUGCACGAGACGCGCGCGGACGUGAUCCUCGCCCGGCGGGCCAAACGACUCCGACGCGAGACGGGGCGCCCCGUCUACGCGGAAGCCGAGCUGGACCACACGAGCAUCUGGCGCCUCCUGCAGAUCUCGUUUGAGCGGCCCACGCGCAUGCUGGUGACGGAACCGGUAGUGAUCUUCUUCACCCUGUGGAUCAGCUUCGCCUGGGGGAUUCUGUAUCUGUUCUUCAGCAGUGUGGUGCAGACCUACUCGACCAACUACGGCUGGGGCACGCUGCAGACGGGGCUCAUCCAGCUGGCGAUCUCGGUCGGGGCGGUGAUCGGCACCGCGGUCAACCCCCUCCAGGACUGGCUGUAUCGCCACUCCGCCCGGCGGAAUCGGGAGGUGGCCGGCCGCCCCAUCCCGGAGGCGCGGCUGUACACCAGCGUGGCGGGCAGUCUGCUGUUCGCCGGCGGGCUGUUCUGGUACGGCUGGGCGAGUCGGCCCGACGUGCACUGGAUCGUGCCCACCUGCGGUAUCGCCGCCACCGGGCUGGGCAUCUAUAGUAUCUACAUGGCGGUCGUCAACUACCUGACGGAUGCCUACGAGAAGUACGCCGCCUCGGCGCUGAGCGCGGCCAGUCUGGGGCGGAACUCCUUCGGCGCCUUCCUGCCCCUCGCCAGCUACGAGCUCUUCGAUACCCUGGGCUACGGAUGGGCGGGCUCGUUGCUGGGGUUUAUUGGCUUGGCGCUGUCGGUGGUCCCGGUGGUCUUGAUUCUCAAGGGGCCGGAGAUCCGGCGACGGAGUCCGUUCAUGCGCGAGUCGACCUUUGGGGCGGACGAGGAGGUCGAGGUCGAGGUGGAGAAGGAGGAUGUGGAGGGGGCGGCGGGGGUGGCGGGGGCGCCCCGGGAGAGGGUGGUCACGAUGAAUGAAACCCGCCAUACGGGGUUGCCGCAGCAUGAUGUGCGCAGGGAGCGGAUGCGACGGGGGCGGACAGAGAGUGGACAGUGGGGCGGGGGGGAGGAGGAGGAGAUGCUGGGGGAGGGAUAUCGAGCUUAGGGUUGUUGUACAGUACAAUCAUGUAAAUGCAUGACAUUUCCCCCCUCCCAAGGCCCCUCCAACCCUAAGCAGCAUAAUUCUG
This is a messenger RNA of Aspergillus saccharolyticus JOP 1030-1, 1930 nucleotides long. Its product is annotated as synaptic vesicle transporter. Gene Ontology annotation, biological process: transmembrane transport. Bases 349 to 1848 code for a protein of 499 amino acids. Lineage: Eukaryota; Fungi; Ascomycota; Eurotiomycetes; Eurotiales; Aspergillaceae. The record is from RefSeq and is a predicted model, not a curated record. Gene Ontology annotation, molecular function: transmembrane transporter activity. The transcript has a single exon.